GGCCCUGAUGCUGACCGAUGGCGCCAUCGUCUCUGUGGACCGCCACUUCCUUUCUGACAUGUCCAACAUGACCGUGCUGUCCCUGAGCCACAACGCUAUCACCACCCUCACCCACGACGCCUUCCAAAAUCUCACCAUCCUCCACACCCUCCUCCUGGACCACAACCACCUCUCCAGCCAGACCCUGGACAGGGCCACCUUCUCCUGGCUGCCCAGGUUGGAGAUCCUCCAGCUGGGGAACAAUGCCCUGAGGGAAGUCAAAGGCUCCUGGUUCCACGCCGCCAGGGCCCUGCGGACACUGCAGCUGGGGGGGAACCGCCUCACCAGGCUGGACGCCACUACCUUUGCCUCGGCCGACCUCCGGGCGCUGGAGACACUGGAUCUGUCCGAUAAUCUGAUAACAUAUCUGGGGAGGGAUAGCUUCCGGGGACUACCGGAGCUCCGUAGUCUGGAUCUGUCCAGGAAUCAGCUCCGAAACGCCCUGCCUGAAGCAUUUUCCUACCUGUCUUGGCUAACUAGUCUCAACCUGGAACUGAACAGGUGGAACUGUACGUGUGAGCUGAGGGAGCUGGCGUCUUUCCUCACCAGCUAUAUGGAGGCUCCGGAUAAGGUGCUGUUCAACGGGCGUAGGAUGGUCUGUGUGAGUGCUGACAACCCGGCAGUGAAGACGGUGCUGGAGCUGACGGAGGCCAACUGUGUUCCACCCAAUCAGAACAUCACAGUGCAGGUGGAGGCCAAGAACUCCGUCUCUCCUCAGCGCUACACCAGAGACCUGGCUCUGGCAGCUGCCUUCUGCUUCGCUGGUGGUGUUGGACUCACCCUAGCUGUGGUGUACAUAAUUUACCACAAACUGGAGACGAACAAGAGAGACCGGAAUGGAGCUAAGGAGGAGGAGAAUAGGAGGACAGCACCAACCCAAACAGUCCCUCACUGGGAUCCGAGCAGGGAGAACCAAGCCCUUCACCUGGCUCAAAUGGGACUGGAAACCAAGCUGAUGCUCCCCAAUAGCAACCAGCAAGGCAGCCACCUUCAGCCCUGGGAAAGGGAGAGAGCCAUGUAUGAUCUGAGGAUGGGUAAAGUCGGCCGCCAUUUUACACGCCCCCACUGUGGCCCUGCAGUCACUGGGUCUGCAGUGGAACAGGGGGGAGGAGAUGAACACAUGAACACCCUGGACAUGCUCAGGCAGGGAGGAGCCCAGCCCAAUAAGAUGGAGAGGCUGGCCAUGACAGAUGAGAGGAGGAGACAUAUGCCAACGCAAGCACUGAUCUCGAAGAUGGAAGGUAAGCAUGUUUUGGUGAAUAGUCUGGGUAUCCAUUUGACUAGAUGUUUAGGAGUCUCAUGGCUUGGGGGUAGAAGCUGUUUAGAAGCCUCUUGGACCUAGACUUGGCGCUCCGGUACCGCUUGCCUUGCGGUAGCAGGGAGAACAGUCUAUGAGUAGGGUGGAGUCUUUGACAAUUUUUAGUGCCUUCCUCUGACACCGCCUGGUAUAGAGGUCCCGGAUG
Messenger RNA from Oncorhynchus keta (chum salmon), 1502 nucleotides. Its product is annotated as leucine-rich repeat-containing protein 53-like. The record is from RefSeq and is a predicted model, not a curated record. The transcript has 3 exons. The coding region runs from base 8 to 1381 and encodes 457 amino acids. Lineage: Eukaryota; Metazoa; Chordata; Actinopteri; Salmoniformes; Salmonidae. Gene Ontology annotation, molecular function: protein binding.